AUGACAUCGGCCGGCCGCUCUGUCCCUGCCGCUUUUAUCCCGACAAGAAAGAAGAGAUCCAGCACCGCACGUGGAUCUGCGCCUGCGACGACAUGCAGAUUUACAAAUACUGCCACUGCCUGCUGUUUGUGGACAAAGACGGGUUGCCCAUCACCGAAUACCUUCCGGAAGACCACGAAGGUCGUGCAAUCUAUGGCUUGGUGA
Geodia barretti is the source of this 204-nucleotide messenger RNA. NCBI's taxonomy places the organism in Eukaryota, Metazoa, Porifera, Demospongiae, Tetractinellida, Geodiidae. The record is from the annotation of a GenBank genome assembly.